This is a messenger RNA of Morone saxatilis (striped sea-bass), 5393 nucleotides long. RefSeq names its product myotubularin related protein 10 (gene mtmr10). The record is from RefSeq and is a predicted model, not a curated record. NCBI's taxonomy places the organism in Eukaryota, Metazoa, Chordata, Actinopteri, Moronidae. The transcript is spliced from 16 exons. The coding region runs from base 497 to 2803 and encodes 768 amino acids.
CCUCGGCUCUUUUUAAACAUGGCCGUGAAGUCCUUUCCAGCAUCGGGUCCUGCGUUUGGCUGAAUUUGUUAAGACUUUCAGGAAGUCACUUGAGGGGUAAACUAAUACCGUAACAGGUGGGAAGAAAAUGUAGACACACAGCGGGCGUCUCCAGAUUGUUUCCGUGGCUUUAUAUCUGCGUGGCGACGGCGUUAAUACACUUCAUGUACUACUUUUGUGCUAGGUAGCUAACUAGCCGAGCUAACGUUAACUUCUGUCAACUUUUUUUCCUCCAGCCAGCUAAACGCAAUCUGCUAACUUGACCGCUCAUCGAAAUGGAGGAGUGUCGUCGCUGGUCCAGGCUGUGUCGAUGAAUAUUUUACACGCGGAAAUCUCGGAUUUACUCAGCUAAAGGGCUGAUCUAAACUUUCUUAAAAGCUCCUCUUUUUUUUGGUUGUGUUGUUUUGUUUUUUUCCGCUGGCAGCAGCCGAGGCGCCCCUUUAGACGGACAUAAACAAUGUUUUCUGUCAAGCCCCUGAAACCAACCUUCAAGUGUUAUCUCCCUCCUGUACAGACUGAUGUGAAGAGUAGAAGUAUUGAACCACCUAUUAAAAAGUUGGAGCCUAAGUUACUUCAAGGGGAGAUCGUAGUUAAUGAGGUGAACUUUGUGAGGAAAUGCAUCAGCGCUGAAAGCAGCCAGGAUGACCUUUGGGGGAAGUUGAUAUGCACCAACUUUAAGGUCUCCUUCAUCCCUCAAGAUGCCCCACCAAAACAGAAGUCCAAGUUGUCCCACCUCCUGCUUGGAGAGCACGACAUCCCCCUCACCUGUCUGGAGCAAGUAGUAACAGUAAAUGAUACAAAGGGGAAGAAGAAAGUGUUGGGGUCAAACCAAAAGUUGAAGUUCAACCCAACAGAGCUCAUUCUCUACUGCAAAGACCUGCGCAUCAUACGGUUCUGCUUUGAUGAGGCUGGGCCUGAGAGUGCCAAAAAGGUUUGCCUUGCUAUUGCCCACUAUUCCCAUCCAGCUGAUCUUCAACUGCUGUUUGGCUUUGAGUAUCAAGGGCGGCGAUACCAUGAAUCUAAAGGAGAGCGCUUCAAUGGUUCCACCCCUCGAGGAGGAUUACAGACCCCCAUUUUUGACCGUCCAUCAGACUGGGAUAGGGAGAUCAAGAGAACAGGAGCAUCAGAGUGGAGGGUGUGCUCCAUCAACGAGAGUUAUGCCAUCUCACAAAGUCUUCCAGAGUACAUUGUGGUCCCAGUUUCUCUGGCAGAUCAGGAUCUUAAGCAGCACUCCUUAUCCUUCACCGAUCAGCGCAUCCCUCUCUGGUGCUGGAAUCACCAAAAUGGAAGUGCUCUUGUCCGCAUGGCCAACCUAAGUGAUCCAUUACAGCAGAGGAAGACUGAUCAGAGGUUUUUAGCUGCCAUCACAAAAAGCCACCCACAGCGCAGUGAAGUCUUCAGGUCAGAUCUAGACAAGUGUCUGCCAAACAUUCAGGACAUCCAGAAUGCCUUUGUUAAAGUCAGGCAGAGCUGUGUCAUAGAUCCUUUUGAGGAGUCUGAGGAGCGUUGGCUUUCAUCUAUUGAAAACUCACGUUGGCUGGAGUACGUAAGGGCUUUCCUGAAACACUCAGCUGAGAUAGUGUACCAUCUGGAUGGAAAGAAUUCUUCAGUCGUUCUUCAGGAGGAAGAAGACAGAGACCUGAGCUGUGUAGUGUCCUCCUUGGUGCAGCUCAUGUUGGACCCUCAUUAUCGAAGCCUCAUUGGCUUUCAGAGUCUGGUGCAGAAGGAGUGGGUGAUGGCUGGCCAUCGCUUCUUAGACAGAUGCAACCACUUAAAGAAGAACGACAAAGAGGAGUCCCCACUGUUCAUGCUCUUCCUUGACUGCGUGUGGCAGAUUAUGAACCAGUACCCAGCAGCAUUCGAGUUCACAGAGGCCUAUCUGACAGUACUGAGUGAUAGCAUGUGGAUCCCACUCUUCAGCACUUUCCUCUUCAAUUCUCCAAAACAGCGUGCUCAGCACUUGAUGGACUUUGCCAAGAAUAAAGCCAUCCCUCAAGGAGAAGACCAGGUUGUGUACUUCCCUCCUGUUUGGAACUGGUCACAGCAGUUCUCCACCAAAGACCAAACCCUCUUUAACAACCCCAUGUAUGUAGGCAAAGGAGCUGCCUGUGUUCAGAAUGGGGAAGUGAAAACCUUCAGGCGCACGAAGCAGAAAACCUACAGUUCCACUUUGCGAGGAACUUCUGCAUCUGUGCGUAAUGGACUGAGGGGUGGAGAGGAGACGUUGCCCCGAAGGGGCUCUCUGGUGUCGGAGCUGAGGCCCGAUUUCUCACCAGUGAAAGAUGAAAGCCCAUCGGAGCGUUUCUUCAGGGACUGGUUCUCUCGACCGGCUGACCAGCAGGGCCUCCUGAUUCCCCUGCUCAUGCCCUCACACAUGGCUCUCUGGAAGCUCUACUUUCUACGCUGGGUUCCUGAAGCCUGCAUUCCCAGAGGAGGCCCCAUCACAGCCUACCACAAGCUCUCCAAACUGGUUGAUGAAAUUGAGAUUCUACAGAGCCAGCUCAGGCAGUAUAAGGGACCCAGUCCAGGCAGCACGCCACUCCCCAGCCCAAGUGGGCCCCCUUCAGACCAAAGGAGGAUGUAUUUUAGGGCCGGUUCCCCAAAUGACCCCCCUACACCACCAGACUUCCUUACGUCCUCCUUUCCUUUCACUCCAGUGGGAAACCUGUGCCGCCGCGGUAUCCAUGGGACUCCCAUUAGCAAAUUUCUGAACGAGGCGAGGAUCUGGCUUUCUACAGAGACUCUUGCUAAUGACACUGUGUGAGGCUCAGUUUUCUGAGCUCAGCAGGGGCUUGUGUAACAAUUAAAUCAUCUUUUUUUCUAUUGCCUCUUUCUUAAAUACCAAGAAGGAAAAUGAGAAAAAAUUCACUUUGGAUUUCAGAUUUGUAAUUAUUUAUAAGCUAGAAUUUGCACCGUUGAUGCUGCAUUGAAAUCUGAGGUAAUUUCUAAACUGAAGUGUCAUCUACAGGCCUAAAUCAUUAUUGUCCAUUACAGUUGAGGAGUUCAGGUUAACUGAAGCACAUCAUCCUUAUUAGUGAGUUGUUACUGUGAGGUCUCCUCUGACUGUGAAAGAUCAUCAUACUUAAUGCGUUUUUUAUAAUAGAUGUAUUUUCCUAUCUAGUUCUACUUUAGGUCUUUCUUAAGAUUUAGCUAAGCUUUUAAAUCUGCUCGUUUUUUUGCUGAGCAUACUGUAUGACCCACACACAGCGUGCUUUCGGAGAUCUGAAUACUGAGUCGAGAUGAGGUUGAGAGCUCCCUCUCCAGGAUUUACCUGUGAUUCGCUGCACAUUUUAAAGCAAUAAUAUUGAUAGGUGUGUGUGUGUAGCUGUGCUAUCAGUUAAGAUGUCCUUUCUUUGAAAUCUCAUCCCCACUGUAAUGGAUUUUAAUAUUUUAAUCUAAAUUGGACUGCUUGAAAUUAGAAAAUGCCUGUUUUUAUUGCAGCAGCAAUGAUGCAUUUCACUGAACACUGAUUUUCAAGCACUCAAUUUGUCUGUACCUUCCAGGAAAUGUAAUUGAAGAUAUUAUAAUAGUUUACGUAGUUUUUAUUUCAGAAAGAGGAACAGAAAAUAACACAGCUAACAAUGUAUUUUACGAUGUGGUUAAAAGCAAAGAGGAUCUGGCCUGUUUGAAUGUAAAGGGGGCGUUUCUGUUUUUUGGGUUUUCUUUUGCACAAGCAUAGUGCUAUUUGCUCCAAGUGCCCAUAUUUGAAUGGUUGUGUUGGGGUUUCACUGUAAGUAGCAAAUAUUGUGAUUUCAGGGUCUUUGUAGAUUUCCUCUAUUUUUGAAGCACAGAAAAUAUAUUUUUAGUAUCAUUAAACAGGUGAUACUUCAAGGGGGAAGUGGAGCUGUGAGGACUUCAGUCUGUGGUAGAUAUUUCCUCUUCUCUUUUGAAGGGGGUUUUUAUUACAUUUUUCUUGGGGCCUUCUGGUAAGGCACUGAGGGGAGACUAUUCAGAAUAACAGUAGCUGAAUGGGUAAAUAUUUGAAGCAAAGGGACAGACAAGGGUUUUGACUCAAACCAGUUUCUAGUUGAGUACGUAGUGAAUUGAAGUUAAUGAUCCAAUGAACCUGACAGUGAUGGGUCGAUGAUGAGUGGCACAGUUUUAAGGCAGCGCACAAGAAAACGGCAGCAAUAAAAUCAUCUGGAUAGCAAGUGUCAUAAGUACACCAUGUGUGUAUGUUGACCUUUCAAAAUAAAAUGGAAAUAAAGGUCAGUUGUCAACUAAAACUACUUUCCACACACUGUUUAAAGAUGUUUUCUACAGAAGGAACAAAUACUUUUAACUGUAACACUGUUAAACAUAUUGUAUGUAGUUAUAACAAUACUUACACUUGUAUUAACAUUUGUUCUUGUUUUUCCAGAUAAUUCUACUCUGUGUCGAUGAAUAAUAUAGUAGAUAAAGUGAAGUUAACGUAGCUUCAGGUUUUGUAUUAGUCAGCUAGCCUAAAAGUGUCUGCCGGAGAGGUUUACCCCCCCACCNNCCCCCCCCCCCCCCCCGCUGAACUAGGGACUGGUUUGAGACACAUCAGGGGAAAUGUAUCAGUCAUCCAGUGCCUCUAAAACUGAUGAAUAAUUAGCACUGUGUAAUAUUGUAAUGUCUUAAAAUAAUACUAGAACAUUUAUUAUAAAAGGCUUUUUUCAUUUGAGACCACUGGCCAUACUCAAUGCCUGUCCUGUUACACAGGAGCAUUGAUCCAUAGAUGCUAAAUUGACCAGUUUCCAACAGAUAAACUCGUGAUUCGUUGGCAAUAACUAGUUCAGGUUUUUUUGCUAUAGGUGUGUAUAUUGUGAGUGCAGAACCUGCUCUCCCAAAUGCUAAUAAUUGCACAUUUUACUCAAUAUAUAGAAUAGUUUGUUUUAAGGUGGUUGUUGAAUAUAAUUUUGGCAAAUAUUAUAAAUACUGUAUAUGCUUGAAAUCUUCCAAUUAAUAUUUUUUGAUUAAUGGUACUAGGAAACUUUUAUCCUUGAUUUAGUCUUUAUAUUUUCUGAAGAGAUAUUUAUAUGCUGUGUUUUUCCACUAAUUCACAGUGUUGCUGUAAUUGCAUGAUGAUUGUGCUUCCACUGUGGCACAGUUUGAUAUUGAUCAGCAGCAGAUGUAUUUAUUCAGUUAUGCAAAUGUUCUCUAACAGGGAUGCAAGUGCUACUGUACAUCCCGGUGCCUUUUUGGGAAGAUUUACCAUUUUUGUAACUAUAUUCUAAAUCUAAUGACUUAUUUUAGUUUUCUAGAACUGUUGAUUUAUCAAUUCUGUAAAUCUAGUUAAAUUCAGAAGUAUUGCACUGAAGCUGUUUUUCCUAACAGAAAAUAAGGCUUAAAUGUGUACCAGUAACCAAUCAUUACAUUAUUUUUCAAAUGAA